GCAAAAGAUAGAGUUCCGCAACACAUACAUACAAUACAAACAAUACACACCCUACAUAACACAAAAUCAUACGCAAAAAUGAGUUCCUCUGUUCAACUGAAGAACACCUCUGGAGGUUAUAAGCCUGUCGACCCAAACGAUCCAAAGAUCCAAGAGGUCGCUGCUUGGGCUAUUGCUGAGCAUAACAAGCAAAAGGGGACAGACCUGGUGUAUAAGAGGACUUUAAAAGCAGCACGAGAAGACAUGAUUGGUAGCACGAGGUACUUUAUUGAUCUGGAGGCAUCUGAAGGUUGCAAGACUAACAAGUAUUAUGCGCAAGUUCUUGAAAUAGUAUGUCAAACCCCUACUAAGGAGCUUGAAGUGUUCAUGCUCCAAGAAAAUGCACCCAUCCCGGUUGCUAACUAAUCUUCAUCAAUAAAUAUGCGUAGCAAUUUUUGGUGUGCUUAUAUAAGUUACAUCAAAAUAUAUAUGAAGUUAUAUAUAUUACUACGUAUGUAUUAUGUACUAGUGAAAAUAACAAGUCUUGGAUGACUUGAUUUAUCUACUAGUACUACUGUGUAAUACUUAAUAUUACCUAAAUAAAACUGUUGUGGUUGGAUCUUAAUUGGAUCUA
Messenger RNA from Chenopodium quinoa (quinoa), 613 nucleotides. Its product is annotated as putative cysteine proteinase inhibitor 7. The transcript has 2 exons. NCBI's taxonomy places the organism in Eukaryota, Viridiplantae, Streptophyta, Magnoliopsida, Caryophyllales, Amaranthaceae. The record is from RefSeq and is a predicted model, not a curated record. Bases 79 to 405 code for a protein of 108 amino acids. Gene Ontology annotation, molecular function: cysteine-type endopeptidase inhibitor activity.